Messenger RNA from Rhineura floridana, 6099 nucleotides. It is a transcript of the gene TMEM184B, whose product is annotated as transmembrane protein 184B. The coding region runs from base 637 to 1872 and encodes 411 amino acids. NCBI's taxonomy places the organism in Eukaryota, Metazoa, Chordata, Lepidosauria, Squamata, Rhineuridae. The transcript is spliced from 10 exons. The record is from RefSeq and is a predicted model, not a curated record. Gene Ontology annotation, biological process: transport. Gene Ontology annotation, molecular function: transporter activity.
GCCUGUGAAGGCAGAGGAGGGGUUGACGCUAUCCCUGACGCCAGUGGCUAUGUCACCGUCUCACGGCUCCUCCUCUCAGGCGGGAGGGUAGGCGAGCGAGAGGGACAGCGUCUGCGCAGGACUGUUUCUCCUCGUCGCCUGUCCAAUCUCUCUUCAGCUGCUCUUUCACCCCCCCCUCCGUUGAGGGCCGCGGCAAGAAGCCCGAGUCCAGGACCGAGAAGUGGCUUCGCGAAGCUAAGAGUUCGCGACGGAGCGGCUGUGUAGCUACGGAGCUGUCGUGGGUGGCUCGGUCUGGCCAUGGGCUCCUAAGGGCCUCUCGCUCUGCCCUCCCCCUCGAGUGACGGGGCCGUCCCUGCCGCCGGAGGAAGCUGGGGGAGCAGCGACAACCACCACAACAACCGUGCCAGCAUCAGUCCGGCUGGUGCCGCGUGGCGGUGAGGGUAGCUUCUCGGUGCUGCUGUGGUGCAACAUGAUGCUUGAAUAGCACAGCCAGGUGUGCUGAACAUGGGCACUGAGUGUUGUGCAGAGAUGGAUAAGUGCAUGCAGUUGUGGGAGAAAUGGCACACUUGAUGCCAAUGUUCCAGUGAUGGUGCCAGAUGAUAAAAAUCGAUUUGAAGGACCCACAACACUGAGGACAUGAUGAUUGUAGUGACUGGAGCCAUGUCGGUGCCUGAGCUGGGCUCCCCAGUCAGCACUCCCCCUGCAGCCCCCAACGUAUCAUCAAUGCCUGAGGUUGACAGUCUUACUGCUGUGGAGCAACCAAUAUUCCUAAUGACUACAGCUGCCCAGGCAAUCUCAGGUUUCUUUGUGUGGACAGCUUUGCUUAUUACCUGCCAUCAGAUCUACAUGCAUCUACGCUGCUACAGUUGCCCCAAUGAGCAACGCUACAUUGUCCGGAUUCUCUUCAUUGUGCCCAUCUAUGCUGUUGACUCAUGGCUCAGUCUCCUUUUCUUCACCAGUGACCAGUACUAUGUUUACUUUGGCACAAUACGGGAUUGCUAUGAAGCUUUUGUAAUCUAUAACUUCCUUAGCCUCUGCUAUGAGUACCUUGGCGGAGAGAGCUCCAUCAUGUCUGAGAUUAGAGGAAAGACUAUUGAGUCCAGCUGUAUGUAUGGGACCUGUUGUUUAUGGGGAAAGACGUAUUCCAUUGGAUUUCUGAGAUUCUGUAAACAGGCUACUCUGCAGUUCUGUGUGGUCAAACCUCUCAUGGCAAUUAUUACAGUCAUCCUUCAGGCAUUUGGCAAGUACCAGGAUGGGGACUUUGAUGUUACAAGCGGGUAUCUCUAUGUGACAAUAAUUUAUAACAUCUCUGUCAGCCUGGCUCUCUAUGCCCUCUUCCUCUUUUACUUUGCCACACGUGAACUGCUCAGUCCCUACAGCCCUGUCCUGAAAUUCUUCAUGGUCAAGUCUGUCAUUUUCCUGUCCUUCUGGCAAGGGAUGCUGUUGGCCAUCCUGGAGAAGUGUGGUGCAAUCCCAAAGAUCAAAUCAGCAAACGUAUCUGUGGGUGAGGGGACCGUGGCAGCUGGCUACCAGGAUUUCAUCAUAUGUGUGGAAAUGUUCUUUGCAGCUAUUGCUCUGCGCUAUGCAUUCACUUACAAAGUCUAUGCAGACAAGCGUCUUGAUGCACAAGGCCGCUGUGCCCCCAUGAAGAGCAUUUCUAGCAGCCUUAAGGAGACCAUGAACCCCCAUGACAUUGUGCAGGAUGCCAUCCAUAACUUCUCCCCUGCCUACCAACAGUACACCCAGCAGUCAACGCUAGAACGUGGACCACCUUGGCGCAAUGGUGGUCACAUGAUCUCACACUCCCACAGUAGCUCUGGUGCCCGUGACAACGAGAAGACCCUGCUCCUGAGCUCAGAUGAUGAGUUCUAAGGAAGUGAUGAAGCAUGCCCCAGCCUGGAACUUUCCCUUUAUUUAUUGAACCAGAAACGCAGGUCAGGUCCCUUUUUUAUAUGGUGCUCAAGUCAGGAAUGGGCACUUCCUGUUGCCAAUUGUGAGCAUGGACCAUUGUGACUAAUGCGGGUGGUUUGGACUGUCUUUUCCUAGACUCUUUUUGAAAGGCUGAACUGGAACAGAUUUCAUUUAAUACGGAAGAUUUAAAGAACACUAAAUCCACAUGGCAUAGAAUAGGACAAAGAUCUGGGAUGAGUGGAUCAUGCUCUUCUGCUGUUUAAUUGGGGAAGGUAGGUGGUAGAGGGGUCAGGCAAGAGAAUCUUGAAGACAUGAGGCUGUAUCUUUACCCAUUUACUAAGCUGCCUGAAAUAUGACUGGCUGACAUUAGAAGCAGUGGUAAUUUCUUUUCCCUGCUGCACUACUAAAAUGCACUUCCAAACACCUGUUUCUGAACAGUAAUUUGGUAUAUAGAUUUAAGCCUGUCUCUAACUAUUGUCCCAGUAUUAACUUUGACCAAAUUUUCAAUUGUGAGAAGAAUUCCCUUAGGUGUAUUCCAUAAUACUGUUGUUACAUAUAUGUUCUGCCUCCGCUAAUGAUCAGCAUUGGGUGUUUUAGAAGAGAGCAAUGUUCUGCUUUAGAAUAGAAUAAAGAAGAGGAAUGCUUUCUGGACUGAAAAAACGAGCAGCUCUGAAACCAGAUCUUGUUGAGGUUGAGGGUGGCUUUUUUUGAUGUGUUUCUUGCCCAACACUUCAAGAGAGUACAAGGCAUUUCCUGAAAAUAGGAUUUGCCUCAUCUGUGGAGAGAAAUAUUUUUGCUAGAAGCUAAUGGCCACAGUUCAGAGAGAGUCUCACAGAAGUUGUUCAGGAUAUUGGAUAAGGAUGUACAUUCCUAGUCAAGUUGCACAUUCACAUCCAUACCCUGCAGUAUGGAUGGGGACCACAUCACACGAUUCUCCUUUAAAUGCAUAUCUGAUCUGCAGGUAUGUCUUCUGAUCCAGUUACUGAAUCCACAUUGAGGAGUUUGCUUCCCUGCACAGAUCUUCACUUUACAAUAGGCCAUUUGUUUACGCAUUUAUUUCUAGAACUCUACUGUCAUUGAUUUCAUUCUCUUUUGUAACUGCUCUUAUGAAGGAGUUCUGCAACUCCUCAUACUAAUACUAAAAUAUCUUUAGCACAUCUGUCUUCCUCCUUAGACCUGUAUGCCCUUGUAUUUUUUAACAAGUUCCAGAACAUAUGUUGUAAAUUACAAGUUCUUCUUGCUGUUGUCAAUAUUUUACUUUGUUAAUAGUUAAUUUUGAGUGUCAGUGGGAUGGAGUUUCCCUGGGAUGAUGAACAUUCCAUCUUCUCUUCCCUCACUUGUUCUGGGCCUGUACCAGUUUGGCUAGGAGAUGUAAACAUAUAUGUGAUGUGCAUUUGUUACCUUGGCAUUACAUUCUCUACAACCCAUGUGAUAAAAAAAGUUUCCUAUUGACCUGUUUAGGCCUGACCUGGCCCUUAUAGAAGGCCCUUUUAUAGAGAAUCACAAGGCCCCUUUAUAAGCUGAAAAGCCUAUUAGUUGCUGGCUUUACCAGACACCUUGGUUUGUUUGAUGAUUUCAAGCUGGAAAGGGCAACAGAAUUAAUUGUAGCAUCUUGUACUUCUCUGCUGCUGUUGUGGUUAAUUGUGUCUGUAUUAACCCUGCCUGCAAAAAAAAAACGGGAAUAACAUUCAACUUCUUCCUUCCCUGACACCUCUCUCAAUUCCUCUUCCCCAUUCACUACCAAUAAUGCUUGUUCUGGUCUAUGCUGCUAUAUGUGUCUCUCCCACAGCUUGUGGUGGUUAAUGGACACCUGCUCUUUUAUGGCGAUUUUAACCCCUCCUGUGGAGAGUCUUGAAAUGAGGAUCUCUGGGGUUUGUCUCUUCCGUUCCUUUUCUCUGUGCCUUAAUACUUUCACCCACCCCUGCAUCACAUCAUUGGUAAUGCAAAUCUCAAGGGCAGGGGCGGCACCACUCUUCAUCCAAGCUGUGCUUGGUUGGGCAAGAAUGUUUGUGUGGGGCUGGGCAGGUUUAUUGAAACUUGUGGUUAUUCUUCCUGGAGGUACAGUUGUGCCAUUGCAGUUUGCACUCUCACACUGCAUGUUCCAGAAGAAACUGGAUGGGAGGUGGGAUGAGCACAACAGCUCCAUUCAUAUCCCCUGCUCAAAAUAGCCCGAGGGAUUGAGAACUCAGGAGGUGAAGGAAGUAGAAGAGGAGAGAUUUAAAAGCAACAUGUUUCUGUAAAUACAAAAUCAUCCCUCUCUUUGCGGUUAGACCUCUGCAAUAUAUUCUUGUGGGUUUGCUUUUAAAAUCCUGUUGCUGCUUUAAAAAAAGAAAGAAAAGGAACCUCAGAUCCACGUAACUGUAGUUUAUAACUGGCACCCCAGUUGUUAAACUGUAGCAGUGACUUGUGCCACUGUAGCUGCAGUGUGAUCCUAAGCCGCGCCUGCCAGGAAAUCCUGACUCUCUUUUAGCACUAGAUGUAGCCAGUUGUUGAGCUGCAAAGAGCCUUUCUUGCAGAAUGGGAGGCAGGAGAGGGCCCUGACUCCUCCCCUCUCCAGUGCAGCACAAUUGCAUUUUUGCAGUUAUGCAGCUGUUGGUGCAAAGAAACUAAUGGGCUGCUGUUGUACCAGUUGCAGAGCUGGGGUCAGGUCCCUGCACCAGAGAGAGGAUAGUUGUCCCUUUGUGCCACCAGUAGGACCUUUGCGCCCAAUUGUAUGACAUACUGCCUCAUGGAAUGAGGAUAGAUUUCAAAGAGCCCUUUGAAAUGACCUUUUAGCUUUUUUGUUUUCUUUUCUUUUUAUUUCUAAUUUUGAAGGAGGAGACAUUGCUUUACUCAAACCCGUUUUUGUGGGACUGUUUAUCGCCACCCCUUUUACUUUCCAACUCUGUGACCACUUCCAACACACACUUUUACAUUUACUUGUAAUGAGUCUUCACAGCGAGCUCCCUUUUUGUAUGCAAUGGGUGAAGGAUGUGACUGAAGUCUGGUGCUGCUGACUGGCAGAUAUUUCAGCAUUGGGAAGAAUUCUAUAUUUUUUAAAAAUAUUUUUAAUGUAUACCAUAUAUAAAUAUAUAUAUUGUGCAUAGAAGUUGGUUAUUGUUGAAGCUUCCAGUAAGUUGCAGUUUCAGGUAGCUAUAACCACCUCCAGACAAGUAUGAGGUCCAGUAAUAGCAAAAGGUCUCAGGCUUUGGGGCUUCUUUCAAAGCAGAGCCAUAGAAAUGCACCAGUGCUGAGUUGUUGUUAGUGGAGGGAAGGUGCCUUUGCUGACCCUCGAGGCAGGAAAGUGACAGGCCCAAAGAGCUUGACCCUCGAGGCAGGAAAGUGACAGGCCCAAAGAGCUUGACCCUCAGUGCAGCAAUGAUCAUGCAUUCUGAUUAGGGCAAGCAUAGCCAACACAGUGUCCUCCAGAUGUUGCUGGACUAUAGCUCCAGCCAGCAUGGCCAAUGUUUAGGCAGGAUUGAGUGUUGUAGUCCAGCAACACCUGGAGGGCAGUAGCAGUUGGUGGGGUGAGGCUGCACUGCACUGGCCUACCAGCACUGGAGUUGCUGCGGUUUGCCUAGAGGGGGAGGGAUGUGGCAGUGGCAAGGUCACUGUGGUGCAAGCACACUGGUGGAGUCAAUCUGGUGCUUCUGCUGGUGUAUUUGCACCGUGCUGACCAUACUGCUACUUUGACUGCAGUGCUGAGAAGUCAUGUAAGUAGCACAGCCCCACCCUGCCAACUGCUGCUGUUGAGGAUAUCAUGGUGGGUACCCCCUAGAUUAGAGCUUCUCACAGGCUAAUCAUUUAAUGUACAUUCAUAUACAUCAACCCACCAGAAUACUCUUAGCACUCCUCUCUUCCUUGCCUGCUCUUUCCUCCCCCUCCUUUUUUUAUGACCAUGUAACAUACUCCCUGGAAUUUUGUUUUUUACUAUUUUUCCAUGUAGCUUAGUUAUUUGUAUAUAAAUGGCUGGGGAAAAAUACACUCUGUAUGAUAAGAUAAGAGUUACCUAGUUUUGUACCUAUUGUAUAAUAACUGAUGUGAGCUCAGAGACAACCUAUUGUCUCUGUUUUGGUCUUUGUGAUGUUAUACAAGCAAACAUGACAAAUAAAAGAUAUAGAGAUAAUAUAGAUUGUACUUAAUAUGUCUCUAGCUUCUGACUUGCAGAUAUUGUAGCUUUGCCUUCAUAUUGUCUGGAAUUCUCUGCUU